Messenger RNA from Saccharomycopsis crataegensis, 222 nucleotides. It is a transcript of the gene HUB1, whose product is annotated as ubiquitin-like protein HUB1. The coding region runs from base 1 to 222 and encodes 73 amino acids. NCBI's taxonomy places the organism in Eukaryota, Fungi, Ascomycota, Saccharomycetes, Ascoideales, Saccharomycopsidaceae. The transcript has a single exon. Gene Ontology annotation, cellular component: cytoplasm; nucleus. The record is from RefSeq and is a predicted model, not a curated record. Gene Ontology annotation, biological process: protein modification process; mRNA splicing, via spliceosome. Gene Ontology annotation, molecular function: protein binding; protein tag activity.
AUGAUCGAAGUGGUUUGUAACGACAGACUCGGAAAAAGAAUCAAAGUCAAGUGCUUGCCUGAAGACACAGUAGGUGAUUUCAAGAAAAUAUUGUCCUUGCAAAUUGGAACCAACGCUGAAAAAAUUGUGUUGAAGAAAGGAUACAGGAUUUUCAAGGAUCACAUAACAUUGGACGAUUAUGAAAUUCAUGAUGGAACUAAUAUUGAAUUGUACUACUCAUAG